This is a messenger RNA of Stylonychia lemnae, 1410 nucleotides long. Lineage: Eukaryota; Ciliophora; Spirotrichea; Sporadotrichida; Oxytrichidae. The record is from the annotation of a GenBank genome assembly.
AUGAAAGGCGGAAAAUUUCUGUAAAAAUUGGGCCUCUACGGAGGUGGAUCGUAAAAGAUAUUGUGUAAUUUUAUUAUAGUUGCUUACUCAGUCUAUGACUAUAUUUCUAACCUGAAAGGAAUACCUUAUCCCUCAGAUGAGUACGUUAAUAUGAGAGAAACUAUAAAUACAAGAGUAGCGAAGAGAUUACUUUAUUUAAGUACAUCGAGUGGGGGAAUUUAUUUUAAAGCUGGGCAAUAUAUUGGCACCUUAGAGAGAAUAGCCCCAAAAGAAUAUAUUGAGGUGUUGAAAGUAUUACAAGACAAGGGUCCUGCACUUCCAUAUGAAAAGAUUAAAAUAGUGUAUGAGGCUGACAUGAAAUGUAAAAUAGAAGAUGUAUUCAGUGAAUUCGACAAGACUCCUGUAGCUGCAGCAAGUUUAGCUUAGGUUCAUAAAGCAAAGCUAAAGGAAACAGGAGAAGUAGUAGCUGUGAAGCUACAGUUUCCUAGGUUGAGAACCUAAACUAAAUAUGAUCUUUUUUCUAUGGUUAAGGAACUUGAUUUCAAAUAGGAGGUUGUUAAUGCUGAAAGAACAAGAUAAAAUUUCAAGAAAUACUCAGAUUUGUACAUGCCUAAGAAUAAUAUACCACUCAGUAGCAGAAGAGCAAUAGUAAUGGAAUAUGUCGAAGGUGUCAAGAUUAAUGAUAUUGAGGGUUUGAAAGAAUAAUUUGGAGAACCCUAAAAAGCCUCAUCAAUUUUAAUUGAUGUUUUCGCUAAGAUGAUUUUUCUUUACGGCCAUGUUCAUUGCGAUGCUCACCCAGGUAAUAUUUUAGUAAGACAACACCCAAAUAAACCCAAGGGUAAUCCUUAGAUAGUUUUGCUAGAUCAUGGGUUCUAUUGUGAUAUUGAUGAUGAAUUUAGAUUAAAUUUUUGCAGGCUUUGGUAUGCAAUGGUUACAAUGGAUUAUGGAGAGGUGAAAGAUUUAUCUGGGAAACUUGGAAUAGGUUAAUACUUUCGAUAUUUACCUUUGCUAUUCACUUAUAGAACAAUUAAUGCUAAAAAGCCAUUAGGAGGAACAGUGUCCAAAGAAGAGAUAGAAUUCCUCAAGGGCAAGGACGAAGUGAAUUUUGAAAAAAUAAGCUUUUUAAUGUAGAAAUUACCAAGCGAAAUAGUGUUUAUUUUCAAAGCAAUGCAUAUAAUAGGCCUACAUAAUUUUAGAGCAGGAGGCUAAACAAGAAAAAGAUUAUUACUUUUUACAAAUGAUGCUAUAGCUGCUCUUGCAUAUAAGCAUUCUAUAUUUUACAGAUGGUGGCUUCAUGUUAAAUUCUGGUUUAAGCUCAUUAUUUUUGAGAAAGCAUUCUGGCUGUAUCAAAGAAUAUGGGGCUUUAUUGAAAUCAAAUUUGAUGAAAAAAAUAAAGCUAUCGAGUAAUGA